Messenger RNA from Eucalyptus grandis, 2022 nucleotides. Its product is annotated as disease resistance protein RPV1-like. Gene Ontology annotation, biological process: signal transduction. The transcript is spliced from 7 exons. The coding region runs from base 520 to 2022 and encodes 500 amino acids. The record is from RefSeq and is a predicted model, not a curated record. NCBI's taxonomy places the organism in Eukaryota, Viridiplantae, Streptophyta, Magnoliopsida, Myrtales, Myrtaceae.
CUGAGGUUGGCUCCUACUUCUCUGCUCCGUGAAGUUACUGUUUGUAUUCCACUUUCUGAAAUUUUUCGCUCGAUCUCUACUUCCUCGUGGGUGCUUCUCGGAUGUGGAACUUGGUGCCUGAAGAUAGAAUUGUUGCGCGCCUUCCAUAUAUACAAUAAAACAGUGGCUACGUGCUCUACUGAAGGUGAUGUUGCUGUUUUCUCUGUGAUCAUUGCAUGCAUCGGACCUUCGUGGAUUCAUACAUACACGUUCACAACAGGCCAAUUUUCCCCGAUGAGACUGGUGGUUGGGGGAUCUCGAUAAUGCAACAUAGGAUAAGAGAAGAAAAGGAAAAAGAAAAGAAAAGAAAAAACUUCCAGCACUCUCUGGCUCGUCCACAAGUCCUCGAUAUUCCCAUCUCUUUCCUCAUUAUCAAAAAGAAAAAAGAAAUUCCAGUACUCUCUGGCUCGUCCGCAAGCCCUCGAGAUUCCCAUCUCUUUUCUCAUUAUCAAAGUCGAUCAGUGUACAAAUCUCCUGAAGAUGGAGAGGAGGCACUCAUCAAAUGGAACAAGGGCGUUGACCACCGAUGGUGGUGAGGUGAAGUCGAUGGUGGGGGCUGAAUUCGAGGUAUUCUUGAAUUUUAGAGGUCCCGAUACUCGACAGAAUUUUGCUGACUGUCUCUAUCACUCAAUGGACGGAGCUGGGAUUUGUGUUUUCAGAGACAAGGAAGAGAUCAAAAGAGGGGAAACGAUUGGAGGUGAACUGGAGCGCGUAAUCAAGAGUUCCACAAUUUAUCCAGACGAUGUCAAGCUCAAAACGGGACUAUAUCUCGACGCGUUGCAUAAGCACGAGCAGAAAUUUGGCUGUGAUGUUGUGCACCGAUGGAAGGAGGCGCUGAGAGAGGUCGCUCAUAUCAAAGGAUGGGAUUUGAAAGAAAAGGGAGACCUUGGAAGAGAAAUUGUUCGUCAAGAAGAUAUCAAAGUUCCUGGGAAGCGUAGUAGACUAUGGUGUCCCAAGAUUGGGUUAGACAUAGUGCAGAAUAGAAAGGGAACAGAGAACAUCAUAGCACUCAAGCUAACUGGACUUUCCGAAGAUCACAACUUUACAAGGGAAGAGUUUUCGAGGCUGCCUAACUUAAGUGACAUUCCAGAAAAUUGGAAUGGAUGGAGCCCAUGCUUGGCGAACUGUAACUUGAAAGUAAUACAUCUCAUAAGAUGCCAUCUCUCGACAUUUCCUGACUUCUCGACGUGCUUGGAUUUGAAGAUACUAGUUGUUAAUGAACAUUGUCCAAAGUCCCUACAAUCUGGUAGCUCUAUCAGUAAGCUAGAGCACCUAAAGCGCUUGGAAAUAAUCGCAGACCAAGUUCAGCUGUCAAAGUUGUCCGCAAGCCUCCAUUUUGACAUGUUCUUUGUGCCUUUUGCCAUAUGCGGUCUAAAGCGCUUGUCAAGUCUAAAGUUAGAGGGACAGUGUAUACAGGGGCUUCAUUCAUCUAUUGGAGAGAUCGUGGGCUUGACAAGCUUGUCUUUAAAGGGUUGUCAUCGGCUUAGAAAGCUUCCAGAUUCCAUUGGGAAAUUGAGAUCGUUGCUAAUAUUGAAUUUGUUUGACACAGGAAUCACAGAGUUACCCGAUUCUAUUGGAGAUCUCAAAAAGUUGGAGAAAAUGAACCUGGGAUUCACUAAGAUAAUGGAGCUGCGAAACUCCAUUGGAGGACUAGAAUCAUUGCUCGAGUUACAUUUGCGGGGUACAGAGAUUACUGAACUACCUGCUUCUAUUGGAUUUCUUAAGAGGCUUGAGUGCUUAGUUCUAGCAGAGAGUAAGAUAAGAGAGCUACCGAAGGCCAUAGGGAUGAUGAAGAAUCUUAAAGUAUUGAAAGCUGGCAGUUGUAGAAAUCUUGAGGGUGAAAUCCCAAGUGAAAUCGGGCAAGUAUCCUUUUUGGAGGAGCUGGACUUGUCAGGUAGCAAGCGGAGACUUUGCUUGGCACCCGUGGACAAACUUCAUCCAAGUGGAUGGGGGAGUCACCAAAAGGGGAGGAGUGGAGUCUAA